UUCUCACUGCUUUUUUUGUGAGUGGGGUUGGGUUAGGGUGUUUCUCUAUGUGUUUAUUUUCAGAGAAGGCUUCCUUCUGGCUCUUCUCAGUCGCUGCAACAAACAAACUCCAGUCAGGAGAGAGAUCAAAACAGACAGAGAAAAUGCAGCCUGCACUAUCUGGCUUUCUGCAGUGCCGGCGACCAGCCUUUCCUUGCGAGCAGUUGCUGCCUAACCAGCUACUCCUGCUCAGCCAGCAGGGUGAGGAGAUUCCUGGCUGGUGUUGGCUCCGUAGCAGUAGCGCGGAUGACUUUUCCUGGCUGCAUUCCCUCCCUUUUCAGGUGUCCAUCCAGUCCUCCCCCUGCUCCAACCCAAAUCCAGGAGAGAACACCCCCUUCCAUAGCCUUGGUCACAUGCUGCUCCUUGCUUACUGGUUAUGUCCACUGGCCGCAGCUCCAAAACAUCAUUCAACUCUUCGACAUUAGCACCAGCCGAAGUACUGGUCUGCGGAGUGAUCAAUUCGACUGCCUGCCUUUCGACACGUCUUGGGUUCCUAGAGGGACACACCCUUAUAUCCUUUUUCCUCCCAGGGGGAGUCUUCCGCCUCCUUGCCAUUCAGUUCCUUGUUGUAGGUGCCAUACAAGGCGAGUCAGGGAUCUGUCACCAUACCCCACAGUAAAGCUUUCAUGUUCUCCAUACCCCAAGAGCAACAGCUAUUCCUGGCAUGACAGAUCUGUGGAACAAGCACUUUCUUAAAGUUUAAGGUUACCCCUUACCUUAUGGAUAUUAAAGAGUCUAUCUUGGAUGUAUCAAGUCAAAUAUGCUUAAAAAAAAGCAUGCAGGCUUUAUUUCCAAAUGUCUCUUCUCCAUUGUCUAACUCCUUUGAAUUUAUACAAAAGCCUGUGGAAAUGGUGUACUCUGUCGAGCACCCUGUCUACACUGUGCCUGGGAAGGCAGAUUUCACAAGUAUAAAUACGCAGACAACCUGAUCAGGCCAAGUACAACAGGAAACGUCCUGAAACCUUUUUUUGACAUCAAAAUAUGUGACUAAACAAAGCAAACCAUGCACACAAUAGAAUAUUUUGAGAAAUUAACAACUGUUCAGUUGAAAGCGCUAUUCCCCUCCCCUGAGACCAAGUGACUAUUCCUAAGUAGGAGCUUUUUGUUAAUGCAGAUUUCUGUUCCACUGUUUCUCUGGGCCAAACUUUAUCACAGAGUUUCCUCCACAUGAAAAAGACGUCUAGAGACGUAAAAAGCCACCUUUCAUUCCAAACUUCGAUUGGCUUGCAGUCGCCCACGAACCCUAAAAGCUGAGGAUACUAAUUCUGGAGACCCUUUAGUGAUAGGGGGCGUGUCUUCGCCGGCCGAUUUUAAGCGUGUCUGAACUCCCAAGUUGACGUCUAGUCCUUCUGUUCAGGUGCACGCAGACUGACCGUACCUCUGGGCUUUUUUCCUUGGAAUUUGGGGGGGAAACUAAUCCACAACUAUGAGCGAAGCGCAGCAGGAGGCGCGCUCAUACUUGAGCGAGGAAAUGAUUGCCGAAUUCAAGGCUGCCUUUGAUAUGUUUGAUACCGACGGUGGCGGUGAUAUCAGCACCAAGGAGUUGGGCACUGUCAUGAGGAUGCUGGGUCAGAACCCCACCAGAGAGGAGUUGGAUGAAAUCAUCGAGGAGGUCGAUGAGGACGGCAGCGGUACCAUUGACUUUGAGGAAUUCUUAGUCAUGAUGGUAAGACAGCUAAAGGAGGACCAAGCUGGCAAGAGCGAAGAAGAGUUGGCGGAAUGCUUCCGCGUGCUCGACAAGAACGGAGACGGAUACAUCGACAGGGAAGAGUUUGCUUUGAUCAUCCGCAGCAGCGGUGAGAGCGUUACGGAAGACGAGAUCGAUGACCUGCUGAAGGAAGGCGACAAGAACGCUGAUGGCAUGCUGGACUUCGACGAAUUCCUCAAGAUGAUGGAAAACGUGCAGUAAAACAGGGACUCAAGGACAUUCCUCCACCACAUGACCCUUGCCUCCUCCUGUCUACUCAGCUCUUCCAUGCUCUCUUCUCUACAGUCACACUCCACCAUUCUGUCUGUCCCCCCAAAAUAGGAAUCAGCCAUGGGGAGGGGGUGUCCUUCGAUAUCCCAUAAUCCCCCCCCCCCCCUCUCUCUCUUCACGAUCAUUAAGAUGCAGCUGUGGCUGAAAUCUGAAUGUGGCCUAAAGGCUGAGGUGACGGAUUCCGUUAAUUUUUUUCCUGGCAACAGAUGGUGUCCUGCAUACCCUGUUCAUCACACCGCAUCCAGCCUGUGCUGCUUAGGUUUGGCCACUCGGCACUUUGACAACGACGAGUCUUAGACAGCACCCAGCUCCUGUCAAAGAGGACUGUGAACCAAGGCUUGCAGGAAAACAAUAAAAUAAUGAUUUUGAAAACCGCAUUGUGUUUGGUUUGACCUCUGAAUUGAGCAAUAUAAAUAAAAUUCUAUUUUGCUUUUA
This is a messenger RNA of Paramormyrops kingsleyae, 2452 nucleotides long. Its product is annotated as troponin C, skeletal muscle-like. The record is from RefSeq and is a predicted model, not a curated record. Gene Ontology annotation, cellular component: myosin II complex. NCBI's taxonomy places the organism in Eukaryota, Metazoa, Chordata, Actinopteri, Osteoglossiformes, Mormyridae. Gene Ontology annotation, molecular function: calcium ion binding.